AGACUGAUGAUAAAUGAUCUUGUGCUGGUAACAAUGGCACAUGCUCUUCCACUGCAACAUGAGGAAAGCCAGCCUACCUCAGAGGUGUGGCUAUGAAUGACAUUUAAAGAGAAACACCGAUGUCAGCGUUAUUAGCUCCCUGAGCACACCAGAGAGAGGAAAACCAGUUGUAAAACAACUUUAUUUAGCUUUUGUUGUGAUAUCUAUUUAAUUUCUUUACAUGACUAUGUGCGGCAAUGAAGAAGUGGAAUACAUGGACACAUCAGACACCACAUUGUGUUGGUAUUACCUGGCAGACUGUGGAAGGUGGCACAGAUUUGAGGAUGACCCCGAUAACCCCCUGAGAAGUGAGGAUAUUGAAAAUGAUUACAUAAGAAACUCAAAAGUGGUGUUAAAUACACAUUCACUCAACUGCCACAGCAAGAUCGAUUUUGCAGCAAUGUUACAGACUGACAAUGCAACAGGAAGGCAAAGAAGAAUCCAGCGGGGCUACAACAUUGAGAGAAGUUGCUCUUGCUUCAGUGCUCCUCCUGUCUUUUGGGAAAAGGUUGACCCCACUUGUCCAUACCAGUUAAUUGCUCUGAGUGAACUCUGCCCUGAGUAUCAGACUGUGGCAGGUUAUAUAAAGACCGAAGGGCUGUUGAGCAAAUCCAUUGUAUCAAUCAGCAGGAUACAGAAUUUCGACCUAUGGGACAUAUAUUGUCGGAAAAAGAAACAGUUAAUGAGAAUCCAAGGUGUCAAAGAAAUUCAGGAGAGAAGACUCUUUCAUGGGACCAAAAUCAAAAAUGUUGACAGCAUUUGCAAGUAUAACUUUGAUUUAGGAUUAUCUGGAGAACAUGGCAACUUGUAUGGCAGAGGAAUAUAUUUUGCAAGACAUGCAUCAUAUGCAGACAAAUACAGCACGGCCAGCAGGGAUCCAUUGCCGCUGUAUGGCAGGGAAACGCGAGGUCUACAGGGGGAAAAUACUAAGAUAAUAUUUUUGGCUCGGGUGAUAAUCGGAAAAUCAACUUUUGGACAAUCUCAUUUCCAAAAACCUGAUCAUGGAAGUUCUGAAAAUUUUCAUCACAGCUGUGUGGAUAAUAUCAAACAUCCUAAAAUCUUUGUUGUUUUUGAUCCAAAUCAAAUAUAUCCAGAGUAUUUGAUUCAGUACAGAUGAAGUCAAGAGAGGAUCUUGAGGAUGUGCAAUAUCAACAACUCUAUCAUCUCUUUAUCAACAUGUCUACCUUACACUGUCUGGGUGAAAAACUUUCCAGCAUACAGUAACUUUUGAUGGCUUCAAAAAUAUUUUUACAAAACUUUUUUUACAACAUUUUUAAAAGGAGCUAGAAUCUGCAUUAAUGUGAAUGACAUACGUUCAGCUAUCAUGAAAACGAUAUGGUCCGACGAAGUGUAGUUUUUAAAAUGCAUUAUUACAGGUUGACUUUUGUCACAUUUGUUUACAAUAAGAUAACAUUCAUGACCACAUUUCGCAGAUUUCUCUUUGAUCCUGAAACAGAGGAGCUUCAUAAAUAAAUUAGCUGUCACAACCAA
Molecule: messenger RNA, 1530 nt
Organism: Perca fluviatilis (European perch)
Lineage: Eukaryota; Metazoa; Chordata; Actinopteri; Perciformes; Percidae
Product: protein mono-ADP-ribosyltransferase PARP11
Exons: 7
Coding region: 221-1156 (311 amino acids)
Molecular function (GO): NAD+ poly-ADP-ribosyltransferase activity
Source: RefSeq, a predicted model, not a curated record